Messenger RNA from Fomitiporia mediterranea MF3/22, 1068 nucleotides. RefSeq lists its product as uncharacterized. The record is from RefSeq and is a predicted model, not a curated record. The coding region runs from base 1 to 1068 and encodes 355 amino acids. The transcript has 6 exons. Lineage: Eukaryota; Fungi; Basidiomycota; Agaricomycetes; Hymenochaetales; Hymenochaetaceae. Gene Ontology annotation, molecular function: protein binding.
AUGGCGGGUGAUAGAGACACACUCUUGAGCAUGGGAUUCGAAGCCGCGCGUAUCGAUUGGGCUUUACGCGCCACGAGCAAUGCUGGCCUCCAACCAGCGCUCGAUUUUCUAUUCGCACAUACGGACGAUCCAGUCCCAGACUCUACAGAUCAGGGUGGCUCAUCAGCUAAUGUGGCUGGAUCAGGGACGGCUCCAAACAACGACGAGGAAGAUGACGAAGACGCCGAAGCAUUACGUGCUGCCCUUGGCAAGAGUGUUGCAAAUGUAGUCCCUGGUGGAGAACAAGGCGGAGCUGCUCCUGAAGAGGCGAAGAGCAUCAAGUGUUCGGAAUGUGGAAAGGUCUUCAAGAAUGCUGCGAUGGCAAACUUCCAUGCCGAAAAGAGUGGGCAUGACCAAUUCGAAGAGUCGACGGAAGAGAUCAAACCCCUCACCGAAGAAGAAAAAGCGCAAAAGCUUGCUGAUUUGCGGGCUAAGCUAGCAGAGAAACGUGCUCAGAAGUCCACCGUUGAUGCCGAGGAAGCGCGCGCCAAUGCCGCUAUUAGGAAGAAGGCCGAUAGAGAAGCAAGCGAAGCUCGCGAGCAGCUGGAGGCAAAGGAGGCUCUUAAAGCUGCUGAACGCGCAAAACGAGAGAAAGCAGAAGACAAGAGAAUACGAGAAGAACUCAGACAGAAGAUUGAACAAGACAAAAAAGAGCGUCGUGAACGCGCAGAGAUGGAGAAGCUCCGUAGAGAGGGCGUGAGCGUACCUGCAGCUGCAUCCAUACAACCGGCACCCGCUGCUCCUGCAAGUGUGGCGCCGGGAACUGCUGCAGGCGAAUACAAGGAAGCUCGUCUACAAAUUCGCGUGCAAGGCGUACCUGCACCGCUUAAAACCACACUGUCGAGUGAUUCCGCUCUUCGCGAGGUGGCAGAAUUUGUUGCCGGCCAAACACUUAGCGUCAACGCCGACACCGUAAUAUUCAAGAUGCAUUACCCGAACAAAACUUUCACCCCGGCUGAUUAUGGAAAGACUCUGAAGGAGCUUGGGUUGACGCCUUCCGCGGUAAGUUUCAUCUAUCACGAAAAUUGA